Molecule: messenger RNA, 793 nt
Organism: Polyodon spathula (Mississippi paddlefish)
Lineage: Eukaryota; Metazoa; Chordata; Actinopteri; Acipenseriformes; Polyodontidae
Product: methylmalonyl-CoA epimerase, mitochondrial-like
Exons: 3
Coding region: 76-603 (175 amino acids)
Biological process (GO): L-methylmalonyl-CoA metabolic process
Cellular component (GO): mitochondrion
Molecular function (GO): methylmalonyl-CoA epimerase activity
Source: RefSeq, a predicted model, not a curated record
AAACCAGGUGGCAGUGUAGUUUUAUCAUCCGGUGGUGCAGUAUAGAUAAAGUUGCAUUUGAGAAGUAUUUUAAAAAUGGCGGCCUCCAUGAUGAAGGUUGCAGCUGCAGGUAUUGUCGGACAUUUUCGUCAUGCAGUACCCACAGUCAGGAGGUUAUCCCUGUCAAAGCCCCUUGCCCAAGUCGUACCAGGUCCCAUGUGGAAGCUGGGCCGGCUGAAUCACAUUGCCAUUGCGGUGCCAGACCUUGAGAAAGCUAUCUCUUUAUACCGCGAUGUACUGGGAGCCCGGGUGAGCGACACCGUGCCUCUGCCGGAUCAUGGUGUCUACACCGUCUUUGUGGAGCUGGGCAACACCAAACUGGAGCUGCUGUACCCCUUGGGAGAAAAGAGCCCCAUUUCAGGUUUCCUGCAGAAGAACAAAGCUGGCGGGAUGCAUCACAUCUGCAUUGAGGUGGAUGACAUAAAGGCAGCUAUAACAGACUUAAAAGCCAAGAAGAUUCGAACCCUUUCAGAAGAACCUCGCAUUGGAGCACAUGGCAAACCAGUGAUGUUCCUUCACCCUAAAGACUGUGAUGGUGUUCUUGUGGAGCUUGAAGAAGCGUGAAGCAGCAGAGUCAAUGAGACAAAGCCCCGUUCUGCUACAGACCCACGGCAUCCAUUCCUACAGAAAACUAACAAAGAAAUAUUAAUUAUGUAGAAUGGUUUUAUACAGGUUUUUGUUUUCCCCCAAACAACAAUGUUCUACGGUUCCAUGCAAUAAUGUAAAAUUAAUAAAUAUUUAAGGUGUCAAUUCA